Messenger RNA from Rhea pennata, 1038 nucleotides. It is a transcript of the gene DNALI1, whose product is annotated as dynein axonemal light intermediate chain 1. Bases 1 to 774 code for a protein of 257 amino acids. The record is from RefSeq and is a predicted model, not a curated record. Gene Ontology annotation, molecular function: dynein heavy chain binding. Lineage: Eukaryota; Metazoa; Chordata; Aves; Rheiformes; Rheidae. Gene Ontology annotation, cellular component: axoneme; filopodium. The transcript has 5 exons.
AUGAUCCCGCCGCCGGACUCGCUGCUGCGCUACGAGCCGCCGGUGCUGGUCAGCCGCCGCGGGGAGCGGCGCGGGCCCCGGCCGGGCGGCGGCGGCAGCGCCUCGGCCCCGCCGCCGCGUCCGCCCAAGGCGGGCCUGCCGCCGCCGCCGCCGCCGCGGCCCGGCACGGCCGCCGAGCCCGCGCAGCCGGCGCGGGAGGUGCUGAACGCCAUCCUGCCGCCGCGGGAGUGGUCGGAGGAGGGCCGGCUGUGGGUGCAGGAGGUGUCGGCCGCGCCCAGCACCCGCGCCGACGUGGUGCGCCUGCAGGAGCAGCUGGACCUGCGGCUGCAGCAGCGGCAGGCGCGGGAGACCGGCAUCUGCCCCGUGCGCCGCGAGCUCUACUCGCAGUGCUUCGAUGAAUUGAUCCGCGAAACGACGAUUAACUGUGCGGAGCGAGGGCUGUUGCUGCUUCGAGUCCGAGAUGAAAUCCAAAUGACGAUUGCUGCUUAUCAGACUCUGUACGAGAGCAGCGUUGCCUUUGGCAUGCGGAAGGCGCUACAAGCUGAGCAAGGCAAAUCUGACAUGGAAAAAAGAAUUGCAGAGCUAGAAGAAGAAAAGCGGGAGCUGGAAAAGCAAGUGAACGAACAGAAAGCUAAAUGUGAAGCUAUUGAAAAACGUGAAAAUGAAAGGCGACAGACAGAGGAAAAGAAGCACACUGAAGAGGUCCAGUUCCUGAAACGAACAAAUCAGCAGCUGAAGGCCCAACUUGAAGGCAUCAUUGCACCAAAUAAGUAGAUUUCUUCUUGUCCUGCCAGCAGUGCUCAAAAGAACUGUCAAAGCAAGAAGUUUGCAAUUAGUGAAACAGAUCUGUCUGCAUAAAACAACCCUGAAUUUUCACUUACCGGUAACUGAAGGAAGUGUAUUUUUAUUAAUUCUCCCUUUCAGUGCCAUCUCAGCAUUCAGCCUCUUAAAUGGUGAACCCGUCGGGGAGGUAUACCUGCUGAUAAUAUGCUACAUAUUAUCAAAGCAAUAUGCUAAUAAACCUUUUUUCUCAUGCAA